This is a messenger RNA of Copidosoma floridanum, 473 nucleotides long. RefSeq lists its product as uncharacterized. NCBI's taxonomy places the organism in Eukaryota, Metazoa, Arthropoda, Insecta, Hymenoptera, Encyrtidae. The record is from RefSeq and is a predicted model, not a curated record.
AAAACUUGUGGUCAAUGAUGUUGGAGGAUGAGUCCGUGAACGUCGACAUCAACGAGGCCUUUGAAAAAAUUUUACUUGCCGAGGAUUUGGCUGAGCAGACAGCGUACAAAGAAGGAUUUGAUUCCGGGAAAAGGCAGAUGCUUCAAGGUUAUCAUCUUGGGUACCACAGGGCCAGCUCGAUUGCAGCUCAGUUGGGAUACUACCUGGGAAUUUUACUGUACAUUAAACAAUUUGUUACUAAUAUUCCAAAAAUCUCUCAACAGACGAGCAACUUGAUACGUCAGAUACAGACGUUUCCUAGUCAUAAUGACGACAAGCUUGAUAUAGCUGCUGAGUUUGAAAGUAUAAAACUUCAUGUGAAGAAAAUAUGUUCGUUAGCUAAAAUUGAUCCAAAGUACCCUGAAUGCGAUCAAACGGACUUUUGAAUUUUGUCUCUCCAGCUCAUUGUAUAUUAGAGAAUACCAUACUGCGCA